AGCUCGAUAUCUUCUUCCUCCUUUCCUAUCGCUUUGUCAAACUUCACAUGUCGGCAGCCCAUCGUUUUCCUCAAAUCAUGUCAAGGCAAUGGCCCCUGCCCAGUGACGCUUGGGUGCGCUAGUAAAGCUCUCCGUUCUGCAUGUAGUACCUGUCCAAUACACUCCUUAGCUGCCAGCCGUCCAGUGAUCCAUUUCCGCCUUCGUGAUGCCAUUCCAUUGCCCGUGGGCCCUUUCAAGGCCCUCUUUUUCAAGGCUCGAGGCACUGGGAGGCUCACCGCCAGGCCCAUAUAAGAGAUCGUCUGGCAUCCACUGUGGGGGCCAACGGAUUUCUCAAGAAUCUCACGAUGAUGGAUUCAGUGCAAUUGCUGUCCCGCGAGAUGGGCACUGUUUCCACCCCAAUCCCUACUGCUGGUCUUGUGAUUUCCACCGUCUUGUCUAUGAUGACGAUGGCCAUUCUGGCUGUGUGCCUCACUCGGAGAAUACAAGCGACAAGGAACUGGUCCAAAGUUCCGUUAACAAGAUGGCUUACUCUCUUGAUCUACACCGACUCAAUCGUUUUCACUUUCGCCACAGCAAUUAUUGAGCAUGGACUGGGCCUCAAUUCGGGUAUGGAUGUGUGCGGAGCCUCCAUCCUGCUCUGUAUUGCAUUUUAUCUAUCUACGAAACUGUUUAUCUACUACUUCCUGGUCGAGAAAGUGUACAUCGUGAGAGCGGUUUCUACCCCGCGAUUCAAAUCCAAAUUAUGGUGCUUUAAUGUGUUUGGACUUCUCUUGCCGUAUUGCGUUGUCGUAGCCGUCAAUUUCGUCUUCCGUGUGGCGUACUUCAGAGAAGACGGCACCUGUAUUAUCGGCCUUCAAUCCAAAUCUGUGAUGCCACUCAUCAUCUUCGACGCGGUGCUGAAUUUCUAUCUCACCCUUCUCUUUGUCAUCCCUCUACGAAAACUCUACUCCUACAAGAACUCGCCUAAUUCGAUCCUCCGCACCAUCACACUCCGUUCUUUCGUUGGCUCUCUUGCAACACUUACCUCCUCGGUUGUCAACUUAACUGUGCUCAUGGUGCUUAAGGGAGAAGCAGCCUGGAUCUGCUUGAUGUGCUGCGUUGCGGACGUCCUGUUCUCGGUAUUGGUCCUACACUGGGUCACUAGCAAAGACAAGACAUCUACCGCUUCUUCCCACGACCAAUUCUCAGCGCAGAAUGCAAGUCACAUCCAGCAUAACAAGAACUCUGCUGGAUCCACAGGCCCCUACGUCGUUGACAAACUUGGAGUCUUCGGUGCAAAUAAAGUCACCAGAGAAGGAACUGUCACGACACACAUCUCAGCCCAAGAAUUGAAAAGCAUGGAGGCCGAGGAGAGAGAUAUGGAUUUGAAUGGAAGAGUUCAAAGAAGCAGCAUACCCUUGGGCAAGAUCAAAGUCCACGUAGGACGAGUCGUUCAGGUGGAGAGCAGACCUCGAGGUGAGUCGCCCACGGGGAAGAGUGAGCUUGGCGAGGAUAUCUCGGAGGUGAGGAGAAUCAGUCAAGGUGGAAGUGGAAGAAGCACGGAGGAGUUGGUGGAAGAGAGAAUUCCUCAGAGUUGGUUGAGCGGACGCACGUAGAGCGUUACUAUUCACUUCUUAAGAAUAGGCAGAGCUCU
Messenger RNA from Hyaloscypha bicolor E, 1633 nucleotides. RefSeq lists its product as uncharacterized. The coding region runs from base 345 to 1595 and encodes 416 amino acids. Lineage: Eukaryota; Fungi; Ascomycota; Leotiomycetes; Helotiales; Hyaloscyphaceae. The transcript has 5 exons. The record is from RefSeq and is a predicted model, not a curated record.